CAAAAACCUUCGUUUUUUAAGCCUGUUUUUAAGGAACUUUACAAAUUUGUAAAAGUAAAAAUUAAAUUUUUAAAAAAGUUUUCAAAAAAAAACACAAGUUCAAAAGAAACAAGAACAAUACACCCGAGUGUAAUAAAAAAUGAAAAAGAUGAUCUAAUAAAUAACCAGAUAAUGAAUCAACCCUUGAGUAAAAUUGAAAAAAUUACAGAUUGGAAAAAUUAUUCACCGAUAGACAAAAUGCAGGCUAUCACUCAUAGGACAAGUACAAUUAAAAAAAAACUAGAAAGAAUUACGGAAGAUAAGAAAAGGGUCACUCUAGAACUUGAUAUGAACCCUUACAAAAAAAGUUCGAGAUUAGCCUUGUCAAAAAAUUUUUGUCAAAUGUUGAAAAAAAAAAAAAAUAGAUUAAUAUAUAAAUUUAAUUAUUUUAUAAAAUUAUUUAUUCAAAGAAUAUCUAAUUGUAUUUUUUUAUAUACUAUAUCUAUUUGCCAAAUGACUCAAAAAGUCUUUGUGGAAUCAACAAAAAUGAACUCUCUUUCAAAUUCAAAUAUAAAAACGCAUAAUAAUAAGCUUUAUAAGGAAAAUUCAGAGAGUUUUGGUGAUUUAUCCAACUUGUCACAAGCAUAUGUAUUGUACAAAAUAUCAGAAAGGGGUUUUUUGAACGUACGUAAUUUCAUAUCUGUUCUUCAACAAAAUGGAACAUCUUUCUUGAUUAAAAAGAAAAUAAAAGACUCAUUUCAUACACAAGGAAUACUUCCAUCUGAAGGAAUAAAAAAACAACUUAAGCGGCCUAGAACGAGUCAAUGGAAAUUUUGGUUAUAAAGGGAAUUCUCACUACGAUUUAUCUCCUAAUUUCUGGUCUGCCUUAAGAUCACAAAAACAAAAAUGGAGAAAUAGGGCGAAUCGCUAUCGUAGGUCUAAACAAAAAUAUUUAGACAAAAGGACUUCCGGUAAAAAAUUAAAAUUAAAUACUUACAGGAAACAAAAGGAUGCUAACUCAGUCUUGAAUAAAAAAACAAAAGAUAAUUUAAAAAAAUGCUAUCGAUAUGAUCUUUUAGCAUAUCAAUACAUUCAGUAUGAAAAAAAUAGUGGAACCCCUCCAGGAGCUAAACGGGAAGCAAUUUCUUAUCAUUACAAGAUGUCACAAAACAACUUGUUUGCGAUAACGAAAAAUAUUCCUAUCACUAGUUUCAGAGGAAAAAUAGAAAGGUUAAAUAUUCCAUAUCCAAAAAAAGAUGUCGAUAGAAAAUAUUUGAAUUGGAAAAAUAUUGAUUUUUCU
Molecule: messenger RNA, 1279 nt
Organism: Cuscuta europaea
Lineage: Eukaryota; Viridiplantae; Streptophyta; Magnoliopsida; Solanales; Convolvulaceae
Source: the annotation of a GenBank genome assembly